AUGGAGGCGGCGACGUUGAAGCCGGCAUCAACUGUUGAGCUACAGAUGAGAAUUGGAUUUUCAUUGAUCACGCUUGUUGCGCUCUACGUUUAUUUGCAAAGACUCAAUGCGAAACCCUCUCAGACAAAGAGCCUGCUCAAGGACAUCGCUCCGACAACAUCAACGGGCUCGUGCAGUUCAGGGAGCGAUCCAGUAACGCAGCUCGACUUUACGAAUGUCGGCCCGUACAAGCCCAACUUUCAGUACGAAGAUGAAGAGCCGAUAUCGUGGUACGAGAAGGACUUCAUAAGUGAUCGCGUUUACAGCAUAACAAUGGCAAUUGAAAAGUUAGCAUUCAACGACUGGAUAGUAUUCGACAAGAACUAUAAGAAGAGAAUGGAUCUCAAAGCCAAGGUCCUCGAAGAGGCCGGUUCAGACGCUAUCGACUGUAGAGAAGGAGGUUACGAUGGCUGUGUCGAGAUGCUCGAGUGCCUGGUGAAUUAUCUACCGCGUCGUUUUCCGACAAUCUUCACCUUGUCAGCAGACAAGAGCGUCAUCAACAACCGGGUCACUGGAGAAAGCUUCAAUGUCUCCCCGCCUUACGUCAAACACCACCCUUUAUACAUUGCUGGUAGACUUGUCGAGGACGAUCUGAACAUUCUUGUCGAGGGCCCAUCCGGAGAGUACGUUUUGAAAGCUGUCCUGUCGGCUUUUCCCGCGGGCUUCCACGUGCGAGACAAGAUGGACAAAACUCUCACUGAGAUACAUCAGACUGUUCCUACGUUCUUCAAAAGUGUAGACCCGUCAAAGAUGGUUGUGCGGGUCAAUUGGGCAAUAAACGACCACGAGGAACUUUUCCUGACUGAAGGAGCUCACCUCUACGAGAACGAUGUCGGUGAGGCCGACGAGAGUAUCGACAUUGAGCAGGUUCAGCUGCGGGUGGAGAGACAGGUUCUCCGACGCUUGCCGCGGACUAAAGCCAUCUGUUUCGUGACAAAGACGUAUCUUUAUCGUCUGGUCGACAUCGCAGAAAUACCUGGCUUCGCAACUCGAUUGGGCGGACUGCUGCACAAGUUGCCUGAAAAGUUUGCUUUCUACAAGAGAAAACCGGUCUGGGGGAAGGUUGUGCUUGCAUAUCUUGACGAGAUGGCAGCUAAAUACCCUGCUGAAUCUUAG
Molecule: messenger RNA, 1155 nt
Organism: Exophiala viscosa
Lineage: Eukaryota; Fungi; Ascomycota; Eurotiomycetes; Chaetothyriales; Herpotrichiellaceae
Exons: 4
Coding region: 1-1155 (384 amino acids)
Source: RefSeq, a predicted model, not a curated record